Messenger RNA from Lodderomyces orthopsilosis Co 90-125, 522 nucleotides. It is a transcript of the gene SCP1, whose product is annotated as Scp1p. The transcript has a single exon. The record is from RefSeq and is a predicted model, not a curated record. NCBI's taxonomy places the organism in Eukaryota, Fungi, Ascomycota, Pichiomycetes, Serinales, Debaryomycetaceae. Gene Ontology annotation, molecular function: protein binding. Bases 1 to 522 code for a protein of 173 amino acids.
AUGUCCAGUACUUUAGAUGAAGAUCUCACCAAUAGCAGAUUGGGUAGAUAUAACGAUAUUCAACCUGAUAUUAUGAAGUACUUGUAUAAUGUAAUAUCACCGCAUUAUCCCAACCUAUUUGCCAAAUAUUCAACAAAGACUCAUUCUUUCGAUACUUUAAAUAUAAUUGAUCUACUACAUGAUGGAGAAGUAUUAUGCCGUUUAGGUCAAUUAGUGAAUCUACCUUUGGAUACCAAAAAUCCCACCACCAAGUUCAAAUCAUCACAAAUGGCAUUUAUACAAAUGGAAAAUAUUUCAUGGUUUCUACAAUUGUGUGAAUUAUUGAAACUUCCUCACGACGAGAUAUUUCAAACUGUCGAUUUAUAUGAAGGUAAAGAUCCAUAUCAAGUCUGUAUCACUUUGAUGUCAUUUUCUCGUAUUGUCAAUACUUUGGACCCAACAGUUUUUGGUGAGGUCAUAGGACCAAAAAAAGUCAAAAUUAAACCAGUUGUACCUAAUAAACCGAGAAGUUUGAGGGAGUAG